Messenger RNA from Naegleria gruberi, 689 nucleotides. RefSeq lists its product as uncharacterized. Gene Ontology annotation, cellular component: COP9 signalosome. Gene Ontology annotation, biological process: protein deneddylation; COP9 signalosome assembly. The record is from RefSeq and is a predicted model, not a curated record. Lineage: Eukaryota; Heterolobosea; Eutetramitea; Acrasida; Naegleriidae. The transcript has a single exon. Bases 54 to 656 code for a protein of 200 amino acids.
AAAAAUUACACGUGAUUGAUCAUCAUUAAAACUUUCCAACAAUUGUACAGAAAAUGACUGAUAAACGUAUUGUAGAAAUUAUUAACACCAAACAAUUCGGUACACUUCUUUAUGAAUGCGAAUCACAUGAAGUUGAAGUUUUGGCCGGACAAAAACAAUCAGCAUCAACUCUCUUCUAUGGUUCCUUCCUCUUGGGCUAUCUUAUCAAUGAUGACUUGAAUAAUUGUAGAUUCCUUUGGAAGAGAAUGCCAAAUGAUGCUAAAAAAGAUGAUGAUCUUAAAGGAAUAUGGGAGGUUGCCAAACAAUUAUGGAAUAGAAACUAUGAAGGAGCCUACCAAGCAAUUUCUCAAUUGAGCCCUGCAUCUCCACAAUUGAAGGAACUUAUCAAUUAUUUUGUCGAUCAAUUACGUCAAAGAACAUUGUUACUCAUUUCAAAGGCUUAUGCUAAUAUUAACACUAAUGAUUUGAUGAAAUGUUUAGGUAUCAAUGAUGUGAAUGUUUUGAAUCAAAUUGUUUCACCAUUGAAUUGGACUUUUGAUAGUGCUACUAAUGUAUACAUUCCACAAGUAAUUACUGUUAAACCACCAGAAAUGCCUGUUGGUCUCGAUGCUAUCAAGGGUAUGACUCAAAAGGCUGUCUUUUUGGAAUUGGACUAAAUACUUUCUAUUAAAAAUCAUUGUACUAUUAAA